Messenger RNA from Sceloporus undulatus (fence lizard), 1114 nucleotides. Its product is annotated as transmembrane protease serine 12-like. Gene Ontology annotation, biological process: proteolysis; acrosome reaction. The record is from RefSeq and is a predicted model, not a curated record. Lineage: Eukaryota; Metazoa; Chordata; Lepidosauria; Squamata; Phrynosomatidae. Gene Ontology annotation, molecular function: serine-type endopeptidase activity. The transcript has 5 exons. Bases 49 to 1014 code for a protein of 321 amino acids.
GAGGGCAGGGCAGGGCACUCGCCCGCCAUUUUGUUUCGCAGGCAGACGAUGCAGGGCGCCUCUCCCUCCUCCUCCUCCUCCGUCCUGGCUUCCCUUGUGGCGCUCCUGGUGUUGCUGAGCCAGGCCCUUGCCGCCGCCGCCGCCGCCGCGAGCCCCUCUGACGCAUGCGGAACAAGGCCUGCUGUGAAUGAAGUGACACCAGACGCUCGGAUUGUCGGUGGACGUGAUGCCCGGGUCGGGGCAUGGCCGUGGCAAGUUAGCCUUCAGCUUUACCGUGUUGCAUUAGGUGGAUUUCGCCAUGAAUGUGGUGGCUGUUUAAUUAAUAGCAACUCAGUGCUGACAGCAGCACACUGCAUUAAAAAAUGGGUGAAUCCAGAGUAUUGGAGAGCUGCUAUUGGCUUGCAUCAUCUUUAUAAAGAGCAGGCUCAUGCUAUAAAACAACGAGUGAGCAAUAUCAUAAUCCAUCCUGAUUUCAGAAAGGGCAGCUAUGAAAGUGAUAUUGCCUUGUUUAAACUACUGAAGUCUGUCAAGUAUAAUGAAUAUAUUCGGCCUGUCUGCUUACCUGAAGUUUCCCAUCUAGUGCCUGAUAAGAACCUAUGUUACAUAAGUGGAUGGGGGAAGAAAGAAAAAAAAGGUAAAUUUGAACUUACAUUACGGGAAGCUCAAGUAGACAUUAUUCCACUGUAUACUUGUAAUAAGCAUGACUGGUUUAAAGGGAUAAUAUCAAGAAACAUGAUUUGUGCUGGCUCUGAAAGUGGACAUGUAGAUAGCUGUGAGGGAGAUGACGGUGGACCGCUGAUGUGUAUUUUCCCAAAUGUCACCCAAUAUUAUCUUUUAGGAGUCACUAGCUCUUCUUCCUGUGGCAUUCCAAAACAUCCUGGAAUCUAUGUCCGUGUAGUCAACUACAAAAGUUGGAUAGAUUCAUUUAUACAAGAUAAAACAAGUACCAUCAACAUACAGUGUAGCCUCAUCCUUUUGGCUGUGGAAUGGAUUACCAUUCACCUACUUCCAUAAAGAGACAGACACCUUUUCUUGAACUAGAAUGUUGAAAAAUUGCUUUUUAAACAAUGCGGUUUCUAUUCAAUUUAUUUUAUAAAGUUAUUUAUUUAAGCUA